CUCUCUCCUCAUUUUCCCGAAACCCUAAUUCUUACACUCAGCAACCAUGCCGCCAAAGCUUGAUCCGUCGCAGGUGGUGGAGGUCUACGUCCGGGUCACCGGUGGCGAGGUUGGAGCAGCGAGUUCACUCGCUCCCAAAAUCGGUCCCCUCGGUCUCUCCCCAAAGAAGAUCGGGGAAGAUAUUGCAAAGGAGACAGCCAAGGACUGGAAGGGUUUAAGAGUGACGGUGAAGCUGACCGUCCAGAAUCGUCAGGCGAAGGUUGCGGUUGUUCCAUCGGCGGCUGCGCUCGUCAUCAAGGCCUUGAAGGAGCCGGAACGGGAUCGGAAGAAGACGAAAAACAUCAAGCAUAAUGGAAAUAUUUCUCUGGAUGAUGUGAUUGAGAUUGCGAAGAUUAUGAAGCCGAGAUCGAUGGCGAAGGAACUUGCUGGGACGGUGAAGGAGAUUCUGGGUACGUGUGUGUCGGUUGGAUGUACCGUCGAUGGAAAGGACCCGAAGGAUUUGCAGCAGGAGAUUAACGAUGGAGAUGUUGAAAUUCCUCAGGAUUAAGAAGUAGGUUUAUCUUUUUGUUUUGUUUCCUAGACUUUUUGCAUUGUUGAAGAUUUUGUUCAAUGGAUUUAGUAUUUGAGUAAUUGAGAUGUUUUAUAUGCUGGUUAAGAUUUUCUGUUAUUGUUUAAUUAUAGUUUUUUUUUUUCUUACAUGUUGAGUUGAGUAAUUUAGUAUUUGAUUAAUUUUUUUUACAUUAAUUUGUUUUUCACAUGUUGAGUAAUUGUGUUAGAUAGUUGUUAAUUAGGUUUGGGUUUAAGAGCAUAAUGUCAAGCUUUAGUUAGUUGAGCUUCUUGGUAUUGUUUUGGAUUCGGAAAUGGAUUUCCUGCAGUUACUUUGGUCUUACCGCAGCAAUGCUGUUAUGUUUUUUCCGAUUGGAAACCGAAACCAAAAUGGAGAGAUAUAUUAUUGGGUCAUUUUUGGACUGUUUUAAACCGAAACAUUCAUAUAGCUUAACCGUAGACCCUGCUGUUUCAUUAUGGAACUGAUCGAAGUGUGUUUUGUUUUAUAAACAUUGCAAUCUAACUUGAGAUGAUGCGAAGUGUUGAGAAUUUUUUAUGCAAUUCUGGUAUCACAGGAAUCCAAUUCCAUCUGUGUGUGUUCAUGUAUUUUUUUUCUUUCUGCUGUAACUGUGAAGGACAUGCUAAGUUAUCGUUUAUUUUCUAUCCUGUGUAAAGUUAUAGCUAGUAAUACUCUGGGCUAUCUUACUUUUUUUUCCUCAUUGGGUGGGGGCAAUUUGAUAGGCAGACUUAAAUGGCUUACUUUUUUUUAGAUGUUUCCCAUGUGUCACGGGGACAUUAUGUCCUCUUAUUUCAAGUGUUGAAAAUUGCAUUUAACAUUAUGAGUUUCCUACAGCAACAAACUAUAAAUGCCGACAUCCUCUUUAAAAGAAAUGAUCGACCAAUGAAGUGUGUUUCACUGAUUAGGUGGAUGUGGAUCAUAGUAUGUGACAUGAUUUUGAUGGUUGAAAUCUUAUUGCAUGAUUUGUUUUUUGUAGUCGAUUCUUGCACAUUUGCAUCUCAAUGACUUAUUGUUAUCUUAACUGUGGGUGAACUUAGUCAGGGGAUUGAGAUUGAAGAGGUAUGAUGAAAUGUGUCUCGGGGUUAAAAAACUUUAGGUUAAGUUUCUAUUCAUAAGACAUGUUUUUUUGUUUGUUCUGGUGUCUGUUUUUGCUACUUACUUACUAAGCAGAAGAGUAAGCUGAAGUAGUUUCACUCAUUGAAGCAAAAGUAUUAAUCAUCUCCAUUAUUUUCCUAACUUUCACUGUUUAAUUCAUUUUAUGGAAAAAUACUUUUUUAGAUUAAGCAUGCUGUAAAAAAAUGUUAUUGGAUUUUGAAUAUGGUAUUUCCUGGUUGUAUAUGAAAUCUUGUUCAUUAGAUCAUUUAGGUUGUAGCCUGUAGGGGUGUAAAGGAGAAAAUUCGAAGCUAAUAUCUGAGUUUGAUUAUCUAAUUCUUUAACAUGUUGAAUCUGCUUGAAAUGUUGGGUUUUUAUUGAAUAGAUCUUGUAAAAAAAUUAUAGAAAUAUUGUUGGGAGUUUCGUUCUAUUUUUGGGUAAUGUAUUUUAAUAUUAAGGGAAUUGUUCACUCACACCGUGUUGAAAAUUCAGAGUACUCUUUUCACACCUUCUGAAUUUCGAAAUCUGAAUGCAUCGUGACACUAUAAAUCCGAUAUCAUAGCCACACAUUAUACUCUGAAAUUUCGACGCAGUCAUUUAAGUGGUGCAUAUAGUAUUUUUCUUUACUUUCCCUUACAUUUCAAAGCAAUUAAAGAAUUUCUCUCAGAGAACAGCAUAACUCAUUAAUCUCUCUGUCCAACAUUUUUUCAAAUUUUUCUCUCAAUAUCUACUUUUGUGCAUUCAAACCAGUAACUUCAUCAACUUCUACUUAUAUUCAAGAUAAGCAAUUUCAUCUCUCAUAGUCGGUAAGGUAUUUAUUCAUUCUUGUUUUUUUUUGUCAUUUGAUGCAUGCAAUGCAUUUCCUUAAAUGAUUCUAGUUAAAAUCCAUUAGGCUACAUCGAAUUGAAAUGCAUUUGAACUACAUUAGAUUAUAACCUAUGUUUAAAUCAUUCUGCAUUUGAACUUCUCAUUGAUACGAGGAAAUUCAUAUUUCAAAGUCCGUAUUCACCCCUAUGAAAAUUUGGAUUUCAAAAUGAUUAUGUUAUGACUUAUAUAUGGUUUAUGCUGUAUUCGCCCCUAUGAAAAAUUUGAAUUUCAAAAGGACUAUUUUUUGAAUUAUGUAUGAAUGACAUAAUAGUUCCGAUUUCAUACUAUGAAAAUUUUACCAUACUAUCCUCUUCCUAUUUUUAAGACACUCUAAUCUCCACUUCAUAUUUUGCUUUCCACAUUUAGCAAUCUUAAAAAACAAAUCCCUGAAAAAAAAAAAACUAUAUUUGUCCCUCAUUGAUAGUUUUGAAGCUAUUGGCCAUGAGUUAUUCUAGUUCCCUUGCUCUCCAACCUCACAUUACCUCAGUUUGUUGCGUAGCCUCUUUAAGUUUGCAUGUAUAUAUAUCCCUCAUCAUUCCUCAAUACCAAUUCAUUCAAUCAAUUCACAGCAUUCAUAAAACAUCCCUCAAAGAAACUGUGUUAUAGUUUUCCACUAGUUAUUCUUUUUCGCUUGCAUUCUCUCUCUGUGUUUCAUUCAAGGGCAUAGAGAGAGAUUGACCUAAUAAAAAUAAUAAAGCUUCAUCAAGCGUCACGUACACCACCACCGCGACAAACAAGCUGCAAUGGCAGGAGAACAAAGGCCCGCGAUGAAGCCAUGGAUGGAGGUUGCACCUUCACUUCUUGAGUUCCCUUGGAAACCCUCCAACAUUCCUAAGCUAGAGACCAUAUUUGAAGACAGAGAUGAAGAAUGUGAAGAUGAUGGUCUUGCUGACUUUUGAUUGUUUUUUACUUUCAUUUGGGCUAUUCAAACAUGGCCCGAAUAUUAUUUCUUGCGUCCUAUGAGUAGAGAGACGUUAUUUAAAACAAUUAUUAGUAGCAUAUAGAAACUAUCAGAGGUUGAAUGAUUUUUUUUGUAGAUGCUAUUUUCUCUGAUAUGUUUCAACAUUGCGUAGUUGAAUUUGUAAAUACUUCUUUUGUUGUGAAAUAGUGAAACCAAGGAACUCAGAAAUUUGAAUA
Vicia villosa (hairy vetch) is the source of this 3661-nucleotide messenger RNA. RefSeq names its product large ribosomal subunit protein uL11x-like. Gene Ontology annotation, molecular function: large ribosomal subunit rRNA binding; structural constituent of ribosome. The record is from RefSeq and is a predicted model, not a curated record. NCBI's taxonomy places the organism in Eukaryota, Viridiplantae, Streptophyta, Magnoliopsida, Fabales, Fabaceae. Gene Ontology annotation, cellular component: cytosolic large ribosomal subunit; ribosome. The coding region runs from base 47 to 547 and encodes 166 amino acids. The transcript has a single exon. Gene Ontology annotation, biological process: translation.